Molecule: messenger RNA, 4378 nt
Organism: Dreissena polymorpha
Lineage: Eukaryota; Metazoa; Mollusca; Bivalvia; Myida; Dreissenidae
Product: nuclear valosin-containing protein-like
Exons: 24
Coding region: 160-3774 (1204 amino acids)
Biological process (GO): ribosome biogenesis
Cellular component (GO): nucleus
Molecular function (GO): ATP hydrolysis activity; preribosome binding; RNA binding
Source: RefSeq, a predicted model, not a curated record
CAAAAGUAUUUAGUAUAUUGUAACCUAUAAUCAAACCCAAUUUACAUGAGGGAGAAACAGGCAUGACAUUUUGUGUCAGUGUUUUGCUGCCCAUUUUGAUAACGAUAUGUAGUUUUAUGCUUCUGUAUAAAUAAAGAUACUUAUCAAGGCCAAAAAGCUAUGGCAAAGAAGAAACGCUUACGACAACAGUUGACAGCAAAUAGGGAGACUGUCAACAAAGACGUUAAGACUGUGUCAGGAGGUCUGGCUACACCCAUCAAACCUGUGAACAUUUUACCACCAGGGCCAUUAAAAAAGUCUGAAAACAAUGUUCAAUCAUGUACCAGUGCUGCAAGUGGAACAUCAAGAAUGGAAUACAUGAAUACAUAUGAUGAUGUGUUAAAGGUUCCUCAUUCAACUCAACCUGAAACUCCUUCAUCUGUUAGCCAUGGGAAACCACCUAGCAUUGAAGUUAUAGAUGAAGACAUAGAAACCCCACAGCAGACCCAGGUGGUGUUAGGAAAAAGACUCAAGGAUCCCAAAUUAAUUUCAAGAAUAAUAGAGUAUCUUGAGAAUCGCACAAACAAAAAAGCCAUUUCCUUUUGUGCCAUGACAGACUAUCUUCAAAGCAAGUACCUGGAAUACAGACGGAAAAAGAGAGCAGCAUUCAAGAUAUAUGUUGAGAAAGCCUACUCUAUGUGGGCAUCAGAGAAUCUUGAAAGUGAGAACUCCACGAGUGAAUCCGACACGGACAUCUGUGACCCUUCAGUAGGGGAUGGUCCUGACGUUCUCAAAGAGUACAAGGAUACAAAUGCCAUGAACAGCAUGAUGUCUAACAUGUACAAGAGCAGCCCAUCGCAUUCAGGGGCUAACAACCCUGAUGACCGUGGAACCAAACGUAAGCAUGAGGAGGACGUGAAUGAUGGCUCAGAUAAAGACAUAGAGAAGAUUAUUUAUCCAAGUCCCAAUGCUUUAGAACGGAACUUAAGUUCCACGGGAUUAGUUGGACCCAGGAGAACUAAGUUUGAUAAGUACUUCAUUGACAGAAAGGGGGAAAGUUUAGAUGAGGGAACUAAGGGAGAUAAUUUGACACCAGUAACAAGGGAGACAACUAUACAAAAGUUUUUAGGAGCUCUGCCAUCUCGAACUUCUUACAGUGCUUUUGUGAACUCUAAAAAAGAUUCUAGUCGAAAAUCAGGUACUCUUUACAGAGUAUUCGUUGAUAACAAAAAUGGAUAUGAUUUCAAUCACUCGCACAGUGGGAUCACAGAUGACAAUGUCGGAGUAACUGAUGUACCACCUUCCUCUCCAGAACCAGCUGUGAAGCAGGUGGAAAACACCACCAAUCAGAACAUCCCUGAUCCACGAACGGCCAGGAAUCAGCCAAUAAGAAGUAAAGAAAUUCUGACUGAGACACAGAUUGCAGAUGAAACAUUUGACAAAGUGAAAUCACUAUCAAAGACACCAAAGAAAGUAAGAAAAUCUACAAAACCUGACGAAAAGGAAAUGGAAGCUGGUAAAAAUUCCAAAAAAGACAUUGAGCUGCAAAAAUCCACUGUGACCUUUGCAGACGUUGGUGGCAAUGAUAAAUCUUUGACAGAGAUCUGCAAGCUGUUAGUGCACAUGCGCCACCCCGAGGUGUACCAGCAGCUGGGUGUGACCCCUCCCCGGGGAUUCCUGCUGCACGGGCCCCCUGGCUGUGGCAAGACACUUCUAGCCAAUGCCAUAGCGGGGGAGCUGGAUUUGCCCAUACUGAAGCUGGCGGCCACUGAGAUCGUGUCUGGUGUGUCAGGGGACUCGGAAGCCAAAAUACGGGACUUGUUUGAGAAAGCACAGCAAAAUGCUCCCUGCAUUAUGUUCAUAGAUGAGAUUGACUCCAUCACGCCAAAGAGAGAGACUGCCUCCAAGGAUAUGGAGAGACGUAUAGUGGCUCAACUCCUAGCUUGCAUGGAUGACCUGAACGCAAACCCCAGCUGUCAUGUGCUGGUCAUAGGGGCCACUAACCGCGCUGACUCUCUCGACCCAGCACUGCGCCGCGCAGGCAGGUUUGACCGCGAGAUCUCACUGGGGAUCCCGGACGAGCAGGCAAGACUGAAGAUACUGCAGGUGCUGUGUAGGGGGUUGAGGCUAGAGGCUGGGUUUGACUUCCAGUGCCUGGCCCACACCACUCCUGGCUAUGUGGGUGCAGACCUCAUGGCCCUCACGAGGGAGGCUGCUAUCACAGCAGUAAACAGAGUGUUUCAAGCUCUGCGUGCACAGCCCCAGACAGGCAGUGAUGUCCUGACUCCUGUCUCCAGCGCGUCUAACACAACACUGCCAAGUGUUACUCACUCUGCUAAGACUACCCAUACACUUUACACAUCCUCUGUUGUGGAGGCUGGCACUGAUGACACCAGGCAGGCUGUUAGGGAGGGGAAAAUAGACUCAGUUGACGAAGGCUUAGAAAGAAAAAAUUGUUUAGAUCUUAGAAAUUAUGGUGUUCCAAAAGAAAGCAUCAAUGCUCAACGUACUGACAAUACAUAUUUUGGGGUUCAGAGUUUUGAGGGGAUGGACGCAAGAGAUGCAAGCAAGGUCAGUAUGGAGCAAAGCACUGGAGCUUUGAGUGAUACAGGAGCUUGUGUUGCUGGUUCUGCUGCUAAUAAUUUACAUGAUUUUCCUAAGGAAGGAGUAAAGAUACAGGAGCUAUCAAAAGUGUUGGACAUUACCAGUGAAAGCUACAGUAUUGUGGCAGCAGUAGAUAAAACGUCAUCGGCUGGUAAUACCCUGUCCACUCCCAAAGAAUCUGAACUGCAAUCAGUGUUGUCCUGGCUGAAGGAGCACCCCCCUCUCACAGAGUCCCAGCUGAGAGAUCUCUACAUCACCAUGACAGAUUUCCAGGAGGCCCUGAAGUGUGUUCAGCCAUCUGCCAAGCGCGAGGGGUUUGCAACAGUUCCGGAUGUUACAUGGGAUGAUAUCGGUGCCCUGCAAGACGUCAGGGAAGAGCUGCAGCUAGCGAUACUGGCUCCAGUACGACACCCCGAGCAGUUCCAGAGUCUUGGUCUGACGAGAGCACAAGGCGUGCUGCUUGCCGGGCCACCAGGAUGUGGAAAAACUCUCUUAGCAAAGGCGGUGGCCAACGAGUCUGGGAUCAACUUUAUCUCUGUGAAGGGACCAGAACUGCUCAACAUGUACGUUGGUGAGAGCGAGAGAGCAGUGCGUACUGUCUUCCAGCGGGCACGUAACUCCGCCCCUUGCGUGAUAUUCUUUGAUGAACUGGAUGCACUCUGCCCAAAGCGAUCUGGGCACUCUGAGGGCAACUCCAGUGCGCGGGUGGUGAACCAGCUGCUGACAGAGAUGGAUGGCCUGGAGGAGCGCAGACAGGUCUACAUCAUGGCCGCCACCAACAGGCCAGACAUUAUUGACCCAGCAGUUCUGCGACCAGGGCGUCUGGACAAGACACUGUAUGUUGGACUGCCCUGUUUGGAGGAUAGACUGGAUAUCCUGAACUGUAUCACAAAGAACGGUACCAGGCCUCAGCUGGGUUCAGACGUUUGUCUCUCAGAAAUAGCGGCCGACCAGAGGUGUAACUGCUACACCGGUGCUGAUUUGGCAGCCUUGGUACGUGAGGCGUCCAUAGUGGCCCUGAAGGCAGCCAUUUUGAGGCAGAUGACACAACCCAGUGAGACGAUCAUUGUGAGGAAAGAGCACUUCCAGGCAGCCUUCAGGAAGGUCAAACCUUCAGUGUCAGCAAAGGAUCAUGAAAGGUAUCUCUCAAUGCGGACCAAUUUACAGGCAGACGGGGACCCAGUUACCUAGGGAACCAUGUCUGGGAGACUGAAUCUGUACUACUAGCUAUGGACUCUGGACAUCUACCCGCUCCUCUGUCUGGUGUUAAGAAUUUGUAGUAUUCUUGGAUAAAAAAUGAGAAUGAUGUGCGACUAAGAAAAAACUGAUUAUGUGUCUUGCUCUUACAGUGACACUUCAAAAAGCAUGGUGGCUUCAAAAGUAAUAGACAAAUGCCUUCCUAAGAGCAGUGAUUGUAAACAGACAUUACUAUCUGUAUUAUAACUGGUUUAAAACUGUGUAUGUUAGUAUACGAUUUGUUUAUAAGAAAAACAUUUGCCACUUUUCUGUACCUUUAUUACUGUUACAACAGACUUUAUUACAUCCAUCACAGCAUCCAAAAGUGUUAUAUUUGUUACAUGUAUGUAACAUCAAAUAUUUGCCCUCUACAAACCAGCAGUGUUCUCAAAUGCUGACCCUUAUGUCACAGCAUGCCACAAAGGGUUCACAUUAUGAAUAUAGAAUUAUGUUUCAAAAUAACUUUCUAAAAUACUUUCCUCUUAAACCAAAAGGCUCAAAGGAUUAAUGUUUGUAAUUGUAUAAUUGCAUUAUGGUUCUCUAAAAAUUUGUAAGAAAA